AUUAGUGCUAUUUGAUAAAGAAAAUGGGUCGACACAGAUCCAGAUCGUCGUCUUCAUCAAAUGACUCGGAUUCUACGAGUUCAAGCACAGACGGAAACGAAUCACGUAGUCGUGGUACCAAAAGACGUCAUAAAUUAUACAACGAAAAAAGGUACGUGUCCCCUAAGCCAUCCACUAGUCGCGAGAUAAAUACACCUUCGCCCCCUCCUAGUGAUAAAAUCACUCGAUUAGAGAACUUGGUGGAGAAAUUGAUAAGAAGUCGAAGUGAGACGAAAGUAUAUAACAGACAGUUUUUGGGAAAAUCCAAAUGUAUACCAGAAUUCGCCCCUGGAAACCCAAAUCUAUCCAUUAACAAAUGGAUUCAUAAGAUAGAGCAAUUAAGCGCGAUAAAUAUGUGGGACGAUGCAACAACGGUUUACCAUAUGCAGAAUCGGUUAACUGGUUUGGCGAAAAAGUGGUACGAAAACUUAAAAACGUACGAUUAUACUUGGGUAGAAUGGAAAAGGAUAUUAGUAAAAUCAUUUCCCGAACAUCACGAUUUUGCCACAGUUUUAAGAAAACUCGUUCAGCGCACAAAGUCGAGUAACGAAUCUUGGGAGCAUUAUUAUUUUGAAAAAAUGGAACUAAUAAACGCAUGCGAGAUUAAAGGAAAGAAAGCAGUGUCGUGCCUUAUUGACGGAAUUCCGGACGCGACGCUUCAGGCGGGAGCGCGAGCAGGAAGAUACGAAUCACCAAGUCUGCUUUAUGCGGAAUAUCUUUCGACACUCACAUCCGGAAUUUCUACAAUCGAAAAGGUAUCACAUCGUGACACCGCGAAUGUCCAAAAGAACCUGACUGAUUCCUCUCCCAAAAAAAUGGAAUUCGGUAAUGAGAAAAGGGCCUCGCGCUGUUACAACUGUAAGGAAACGGGACAUUUUUCUAAUAAGUGCCCAAAACCGAGGUUAGAGUGCAAAAAGUGCAGGCGUUUGGGACAUUCGGAAAAAGAAUGUAGACGAUUUCCAUUUACUGUGAAAACUCAUUUGAUAAGCCAACAAGCAAAAGUUGUGAAAGAUUCUGACUUGAAUGGGGUUGCUCCCACUGGAGCUACUCCCUAA
Photinus pyralis (common eastern firefly) is the source of this 1094-nucleotide messenger RNA. RefSeq lists its product as uncharacterized. The record is from RefSeq and is a predicted model, not a curated record. The transcript has 2 exons. Bases 24 to 1094 code for a protein of 356 amino acids. NCBI's taxonomy places the organism in Eukaryota, Metazoa, Arthropoda, Insecta, Coleoptera, Lampyridae. Gene Ontology annotation, molecular function: nucleic acid binding; zinc ion binding.